AUGGGGAAUCUCACAGGUAGAAGUGCUUCAACAGAUGGAAUUUCCCUUGAAGAGAUAGAGAAGCACAACACGAAGGAUGAUGCCUGGAUGGUUUUGUUCGGGGAAGUGCUGGAUGUUACGAAGUUUCUUCCGAUUCAUCCUGGCGGUGAGGAUGCUAUCGACAUGUACCUGGGGCGAGAUGCCACAGAAGCCUGGGUGGAGAUUCACACACCAGAAACCCUUGAAAGGAACCUGCACCACAUCACCAAAGUCGGGAAGUUGCAGGAGCGUGGCGGACUGAUUUCCUGGCUGUUUAAUCGACUGACCGCGAGCCGUCCGAGUCAGUCGGAGACAGCUGCGGCGGCGCCCGCGCAGCAAGAGGAGGAGGACGACAGAGGCCUCCAGUUCACACCACAGUUUGAAGAGGAGCUGAAGGCCACGAACGGCGUCUUUACCCUCGAAUCCUUGCAGCGCUGGAACGGAGUCCAGUUGCCCAUGCUCAUCAGCAUAUGCGGAGUGGUGGUGGAUGUAUCUCCAAGUGAGAACUUCAUUCCGACCUUCGGAUAUGGAAAGCUGUGGGCUGGAAAGGAUUGCACAUGGGCCAUGGCGACAGUCUCCCUAAAGGCAGAGGAUGCCAAUCGCUUCGACUGGAAGGUGCAGGAGCUUGAGGACAUGCACUUCAAGUCUCUCGCCGGCUGGUACGGUCAUUUCACUAACAAAUACCGGCAGGUGGGCAUUCUGGAAGAGCUGAAGGACUGGGACUUUGCCGCUGUCAAAGCAGAAGCGAAGGUCAACGUCAAGUGA
Molecule: messenger RNA, 783 nt
Organism: Symbiodinium sp. CCMP2592
Lineage: Eukaryota; Dinophyceae; Suessiales; Symbiodiniaceae
Source: the annotation of a GenBank genome assembly